ACCUAAAACUUAGAGUGGUGACUUCUUUAUUUAUCUUAUCACAAUUUCUUGAUUUCUCUUGAUUUAAUUUCUUAUUGCGUGACAGUGAAAGUCAUCUGUUGUUCGGUAUGGCAGUUGCAAGAUCUAGGACUUGAUUGUAUACCUUUUUCGCAGACGCGUGUCGUGUGACGAGACGGAAGUCCCAAAGGAAAACCUUUCUUCCUUCCAGUUUGCAAAGCCGAGCCCUUGUCUCCCCCCACCCCUUCCCGCCCCCGCAACUUCGCGCAAAGGUUUACGGGACGCCUUUCACUUUUUUAGGUUGAAGCAUUUAUCCCGUGCUUAUCACAGUUGCCUUGUGAUUUUGCCGUUAAGUUGGUAGAGACUCGUCCGAACGCCUCGCUCGCGACAUGGUUGUUUUGUCUUCAAUCGCUCCAGGUAUCUUCACGUUGAUUUUUCUCUGCUUUGCUCCAAGGUACGUCAAUCUCUCAAACACAGGAAGUUACGGCUUACCGAAAGGUGUAAACGGUGGAGUUGCCUGCGUCGCUUGCACUGCCGUCGUUGCUCUUACGGAGCAGCUGAGUGUCGUACACAACAAAACAUUUGUGGAGGCCUAUGCCAAGUUAUGUAAUGUUCUCCCUAACCUAUACAGAAAUGCAUGUAUUUCUCUCGGAGAAUUUUACAUCCCGCAGGUGAUAAGACUCAUUGAAGCUAAGUUCACUGCGGACAUUAUUUGCCAUUUCAUUCAUUUGUGCUAUAAGGAAAAGGGGCAGCCAUUCUGCCAUGCUUUUCCGCCUAAGAAGGAUAUCGGAGAAAGUGUGUCGCAGGCCAAGGAAGAAGUGGCUUCGAAACUAUCCUACGAAAGUGCAAGGCUGCAUCACCCAAAAGACCCGGCUUUCGAUCCGUGUACUCUGGAAGGUGUUAAGGAACUUUGCAACUUGUUUAACAAGGUUUUCACGAACGAUUUGCCUCUGAUAGAUUUGGAUAACGACACGUACAGUGCUUCAGUCGAGUCAUGGAGAGGUACGUCUUGGAGGGGCCGUGACUGCGAUGAUAUAAAUCACCUGAGCCACCCAGGGGCUAAGCCGAGAGACUGGGACACUGUCUUUGACUCAAAUUGCAAUGGCAUUUAUGGAAAAGAUCCUAUUUUUGGAAAGCCGUAUGAAGAAUUGUUUUGUAAAGAUUCAGGAUAUCUUGGUGUAAUUGUUCUUGGUGAUUCAGUGGCAGCCCACUUUCAUAUCCCCCCUGAGUGGCUGACAGCACGCCUGUUCUCUGCCAGAGCUUUUAGUAAUGUUGCCUUUAUAGUUGAGAAUGAAAUGGAUUGGCCCCAGCUGUCAUUGUAUACUGGCUACUUGAGGUCGUCAAGGUGGCCAAUGGAAAGAGGUCAUGGUGAUUCGAUUUACCUAAAACUGUGGGAAAGGAACCAUUGCAACCAUCGAGAUUAUCAAAAUCUUGCUAAGAAUGGAGCAGAUUCCUUUGAAGCAAACUCCAAACUUAUCAAAAGCAUGGCAAGAGACCAGAAACUAGACCAACCUGCUUUGGUUUUCUACUCAUUAGUGGGAAAUGAUGUGUGCCAAGCAAGACCUGACCUUAGUAAUCUGACCACUCCUGAGGAGAUGCAUAGAAAUGUCCUUGAAACACUUAAAGGUCUGGAUGAGCGUCUGCCAAAUGGAAGCCAUGUGAUUCUUAUUGGUUUAGUUGAUGGUCGAAUUCUGUACGACAGUCUUCAUAACCGUGUGCAUCCCAUUGGGAGUCUGAGAAAUGAUGUGACAUAUGAGCAGUUUUAUGACUUCAUGAACUGUUUGCAGAUUUCUCCCUGUUUUGGUUGGAUGAAUUCUAACGAGACCAUCAGAAAUAAAACAAGUGAAAGGGCUGCCCAGUUAAGUGCAGUGUUGAAACAUGUGGCUGAGACAAUGACAUAUGAACAUUUUGAUGUCUAUUACUUUGAUUGUCCCAUGGAAGAAGUCCUCAGGGAAUGGAAACAAAAAGGUCAUCCAGUGUAUGAGUUGAUUGAACCUGUGGAUGGUUUUCAUCCAAACCUGGUGGCCGAAUCUUUAGCAGCUAAGACAAUGUGGAGGAUCCUGGAAUCAAAAAUUCCACAUGUGCUUGGAAAGGUUAACCCUCACAAUGAAAUAAUAAGACUACUUUUUGGCAAUCAAGGAGGAUAUUAAGGGAAGGUGCAAUGAUCAAAAUUUUGAAAACAAUUAUUGUAAAGAAUCAACACCAGGAAUGUAGCUAUUUUUGAAUUACUGAAUUAUUAAAUUACAGUUUAUACUCAUAUGUUAAAUUUGCUUUUAUAAAAUGACUGACCGGGAAAUAAUUUCUAGAUAGAAAGGUAAGAAGCUACAUGUAUGUGAAUUGAAUGGUAGUUUUUUUCAGAAAGUUUUGUAUUCAUUAAUUGUUUUUUGGUUUGUUUGAAUGCAUCAUGGUUGUUGUGAUAUACAGGUGUUUCAACACUCAUUUUUACCAUGUUAAGUGUAAGUUUACGUUCCAAAUAUUAGUUGCUAAAACGAGUUGUAGCGUUACACGAGCCAAAUGCAAGCCCAAGUCAACCUCGAGUCAAGCACGAGUCAAGCCUGUUUUUUUAACUUUUUUUUUUUAUUUUGUCCCAAAGAUAUAGAUUGUGGGGAAUAAAAUAUAUGAAUAUAGAUUGUCUUAGCAGUUAACAACACUUCUAACAACAGGCUCACCUCAAUCGCGUCGCGCGCCAUCUUGUAGCCUAGACUGCUAGCAGUCUCUCUUUUCCUUGAAAACUGUGGGGAAGAACGCAAAGCGAACGUGACUGUGAGUGUGACCUACGAGCGGCGAUGCCGCAAGCCAUCGCCGCUAGCAUGUCACGCUCACGGUCACGCUCGCACGCUUACUUGUUUUGCGUUCUUCCCCACGGAUUUUCGAGGAAAAGAGAGACUGCUCGCAGUCUAUCUUGUAGCCUUACGUAACAUACUACCUAGAGGACCCUGGGAUCAUGUGUAUUCGUGCUCAGC
This is a messenger RNA of Orbicella faveolata, 2960 nucleotides long. Its product is annotated as acyloxyacyl hydrolase-like. NCBI's taxonomy places the organism in Eukaryota, Metazoa, Cnidaria, Anthozoa, Scleractinia, Merulinidae. Gene Ontology annotation, biological process: lipopolysaccharide catabolic process; negative regulation of inflammatory response. The record is from RefSeq and is a predicted model, not a curated record. Gene Ontology annotation, molecular function: calcium ion binding; acyloxyacyl hydrolase activity.